UGGUUAAUAAAUAUAAGUUGGUGUAGAAAUUAGGGUAUUUGGUAGUGAAGGGAGAUUUUGAUUUUUCAUGGCAAUUCCAAGCUUGGUUAGAGCAGCAUUCGUGUUGGGAGUGGUUGUUGUUGCUGCUGCCACUGCAGCCAGUGUUGAACUUGCAAUUACCACUGAUCACUAUAUUCUCAAAGGGAAGGUCCUUUGCCUUGACUGCCAUGCCUCUUAUGAUCUUUCUGGGAUCGUUGUGAUGGCGAAGUGCGAAAAGGUUGGGAAGGUAGUUACAGCAACGACGGCCGUAGAUGGGGGUUUCGAGGCCGAGCUGCCUUCAGAUGAGUGCGAGGCCAGGCUCGCCGGCGGUCGGAACCAGCUCUACGCCUCCAGAAAAGACAUAGUGGCAGGAAUCGUGAAAGGCGUCGGUGGGUCCGAUGAAAUCUAUGGCAUCUCCACUCCGUUGGCGUUUUGCAGUUCUUGCCGGUGCAGAUCGAUCGGCGCCAGUAGUACUGAAGCCGAGAAAUACUGCAAAGCCGACGCCGGGAAGUUUGGAUCGUCAAAGACCUUCAACCUCCCUCUGCCACCGGAGUGGGGAAUGGCCCCUUCUAGCUAUUACUUUCCUUUCUUCCCUAUCAUUGGCAUCCCUUAAAUAAUAUAAUUUACAUUAAUUUCUUUGUUUUUCUAGUAGUGUGUUGUUGAUAAAAUGAUAUAUAGAUAUAUGUAUGUGUGUGUUUAUGGUAAUUAAACUUUAAUGUUAAGUUAGUUUGAAGUUUAAAACAUUUCAAUUAGCUAAACUUUAAUAUGGUUUUUUAUAGUUUGGUGUCUUUGUCUUCAAAUAUUUGUUUGUAGUAUAAUAGUAAAGAGGGGAUUCGUACUAUAAGUUUUUCUAACCAAA
This is a messenger RNA of Cucumis sativus (cucumber), 877 nucleotides long. RefSeq lists its product as hypothetical. NCBI's taxonomy places the organism in Eukaryota, Viridiplantae, Streptophyta, Magnoliopsida, Cucurbitales, Cucurbitaceae. The record is from RefSeq and is a predicted model, not a curated record. The transcript has 2 exons. Bases 68 to 631 code for a protein of 187 amino acids.